Acanthoscelides obtectus is the source of this 211-nucleotide messenger RNA. The record is from the annotation of a GenBank genome assembly. Lineage: Eukaryota; Metazoa; Arthropoda; Insecta; Coleoptera; Chrysomelidae.
UCGCAUUCAAUUCUAGGGAAAAUGGGUCGCUACAAAAGAGUCAUAGGAAGCAGGAAUUACAGCAAUUAUACCACAGCACAACUAGAAGAGGCACUUCGACUGAUUAGAUCGGGUGUAAUAUCACAAGUUCUACGAGAUUGCGGAAUAAGCUGAAGGAAGUGCACAAUAGACCUGCAGAUGGCCAGGGCCGUGUUGUCACUGGAGGAAGAAA